AUGGAAGAUAUCAUCACUCGUGCAGACCAAUACGAGAAACGAGACAAUUUCAAAGGUUGUUUUGCGCUGCUUGCAGAAAAUUUGGCCACGUAUCCACACCCAGAACUGUACUGGAGAUUGGCUCGAUGCUGUUACGAUGAAGUUUACGCUCUGUCAGAUCGCCCGUCCAAAGCAGAGUUAAAGGAAGAUUUUGCGGAAAUGUUAAAAUUUGCAAGCAAGGGCUUUGAACUGGAUCCGGAAAACCCCAAAUGCUUAACGUGGUAUGGGAUUGCUAUGGAUGAGAUUGCUGGUUUAGAUGGAAUGCAACAACGUGUGAAAAAGUCCGCUGAGUUCGAACCGUUGUGGAAGGCUUUGUACCAUCUGUUGAAAGCGGAGGAAAUUCAACCGCGCAUGCUCGUUCAUAACAUGCUGCAUGUGGCAAAGUGCUAUCGCAGUCUGAAAGAAUUUGAUCAGGCAAGACAAUUCUGCAAGUAUGUGAUCGAAUACGAAGGCGAGGGAUUUCGAGUGAAUGAGGCGAAAUCUGAGGUUCGUGCCAUGUUGACAAAUUUACCCUAA
Echinostoma caproni is the source of this 555-nucleotide messenger RNA. Lineage: Eukaryota; Metazoa; Platyhelminthes; Trematoda; Plagiorchiida; Echinostomatidae. The record is from the annotation of a GenBank genome assembly.